Molecule: messenger RNA, 995 nt
Organism: Phascolarctos cinereus (koala)
Lineage: Eukaryota; Metazoa; Chordata; Mammalia; Diprotodontia; Phascolarctidae
Product: olfactory receptor 4M1
Biological process (GO): G protein-coupled receptor signaling pathway
Cellular component (GO): membrane
Molecular function (GO): olfactory receptor activity; G protein-coupled receptor activity
Source: RefSeq, a predicted model, not a curated record
CUCACCCGUCACCACAGGACUUCAAGUCAUGCUAUGAAAAAUAAAGUGAAGAAAUGGAAACUGAGAAUUACACCAGAGUGACAGAAUUCGUCCUCACAGGGCUGUCCCAGACCCGGGAGGUGCAACUGGUCUUAUUUGUUAUAUUUCUCUCCUUCUAUAUGAUAAUCCUACCAGGAAAUGUUCUUAUUAUUUUCACCAUCAGGUAUGAUACCCACCUGACUUCACCUAUGUACUUUUUAUUGGCAAACCUCGCCUUCCUUGACAUCUGGUAUUCCUCUAUCACAGCCCCUAAGAUGCUUGUGGACUUCUUUGCUGAAAGGAAGAUCAUCUCCUUUGGGGGCUGCAUUGCUCAACUCUUCUUCCUGCACUUUGUUGGGGCCUCUGAGAUGUUCCUGCUCACAGUGAUGGCUUUUGAUCGUUACGCUGCCAUCUGCCGACCCUUACACUAUGUUACCAUCAUGAACCGGCGCCUCUGCUGUGUGCUGGUGGCCUGCUCUUGGUUGGGUGGUCUUGUCCACUCCAUAAUCCAGGUGGCACUUAUCAUCCGUCUGCCAUUCUGUGGACCCAAUGAAUUGGACAGCUAUUUCUGUGACAUCACACAGGUGGUCCGCAUUGCCUGUGCCAACACCUUCCCAGAGGAGUUGGUGAUGAUCUUCAGCAGUGGGUUGAUCUCUGUAGUGUGUUUCGUUGCUUUACUCUUGUCCUAUGCAUUCCUCCUGGCCAUGCUCAAGAAGCACUCAGGCUCAGGCAAAAGUACCAACCGGGCCACGUCCACCUGCUAUUCCCACAUGACCAUUGUGGUCUUAAUGUUUGGCCCAUCCAUCUAUAUUUAUGCACGUCCUUUUGAUGCUUUCUCCUUAGACAAGAUAGUAUCUGUGUUUCACACUGUGAUCUUCCCCUUACUGAAUCCCAUCAUCUAUACAUUACGGAACAAGGAAGUAAAAACUGCUAUGAGGAAGAUGGCCAACAAAUAUAUCUUAUGUAAAGAGAAGUGA